GGCGCAACUGUUUAUACGAUAACGGUAUUCCGGAUAAUAAAUGUCUAUCGAUAUUGAAGCAGGAAGUUAGUCACUCCCAUCCCGUACUAUGUAAACUUCCUGGUUUUAAUCUGUCGUCGUCAAAAAGAAAGUAAAAUGAACAGAAUAAGAAGAGCGUGAGAACAAACUGAAUAAAAACAACAAUGGAGAACUUCAGCUGUCAGCGGUGCAUCUGUAGUGACCCCUUCCUAAGGCCACCAGAAGUACCCAUAUUUGCCAGCACAUCACCACAAGCCAAAAAAGAAAUGUUAAAAAUGCAAGAAGACUCUGUAGUCUAUCAGAGUUACUUGGAAUUAUGUGGAAACAAAACAUAUGUUCCAGUAUAUUCCAAGACUUCUAGCACUACUGCCCAGACGACCAUAGUUCCGGGGGUCACGACCUUGAAGGAUGUGACAACAGAGGUCACAAAUAUUACGUCCUUACAAAAUGACACCCUAGUCCCGCCUACUUCCAUACUAAGCAGCUCCUCCCAGGAUUCCAAUGGCUGGUGGAUUGCCCUCCUUGUGAUUGGGAUAAUUCUCCUAGCACUUAUAGUUGUAGGAGUUUAUGUCUACAAGAAGAAAGGAAAAAAAGGGUUUAGGAAAUCGGUGAUGUAUCAAAAUCUAUCACAGUGUUUCUUUUGGAAUAAUCUUCCAACACAUCAGAAUAGGAAAGCAUCGUUUUCUUCUGUGGGGAGUAAAAAAUCGGAGAGUAGCGUGGGACAAAUUCAGCCAAAUAGCAGGAUUGACCAAGAGGUGGUUUACUCUACGCAGGUUUCAAAUAACGAAAAAGAUUUUAAGCAUUCUUCUACAGCCCAGCUGAUUGAUGCACCACUGUCACACACAGAUGAAGAAUAUUCAAACCCUGCAAUAGAAUGUACUGAUGUUAAAUUGGACUUGUAUGAAAACUCUAGUAAAGUCAGCUUCAGACAGAGUUAUAGUUCUGACACACAGACAGACAAUAAAGCCAGUCAAGAAGGCAGUAAAAUAGAGUCCGACACAAGUCAGAAAGAGGAUUCAGAAAUCGUUACUAAAGCUGACACAAUCUUGUCUAAUUAUGAGACAUGCUCCCUUCAAACAAUACCUAAACCCACAACUGAAGAGAAAUUGGAGUCGAAUAUCCAUCAGGAAUCAGAAGAUUCCAGCAGUGAGAAACCCUCCAUUGGUACAGAUAUUGAGAGUGUGUAUAUUACAUUGACUUCAGAGACAGAGGAAUCAUCGAAUAAAAAACCUCAGUUUAACAUUGACCUUGACUCACACACUGUGGGUGAUGGCAGGAAGUCUUCCCUUCAAAACCAGAAAUCAGUGGACAGUGGCUAUGAGUCCAAAAUAAACUCACCUGAGCAGGAGUGUGUCUGAUUUUGAGACCAAAAGAAUUGCAAUAGAAAAAGUUGAUCUGGGCAACAUGAAGACUAAAAAUUGGACGGUUUUAAAAAACAAAUGAAAAUUAUUACUUAUUAAUCAGAAAAAUUAAUCAUAUGAAAUAAAAAAAUUAAUUCACCAUAUUUCUACAUUUUACAGUAACCAGAAACUAGUA
Messenger RNA from Saccostrea cuccullata (small rock oyster), 1554 nucleotides. RefSeq lists its product as uncharacterized. The record is from RefSeq and is a predicted model, not a curated record. Lineage: Eukaryota; Metazoa; Mollusca; Bivalvia; Ostreida; Ostreidae. The transcript is spliced from 7 exons. Bases 183 to 1376 code for a protein of 397 amino acids.